Closterium sp. NIES-65 is the source of this 390-nucleotide messenger RNA. NCBI's taxonomy places the organism in Eukaryota, Viridiplantae, Streptophyta, Zygnematophyceae, Desmidiales, Closteriaceae. The record is from the annotation of a GenBank genome assembly.
AUGGGCCCGGACUUGGAAUCCGGGUCCCAGUCCGGGUUCUUGUACCGGAAUGAGCUCGUUGGUGGCAUACCUGAAGGCAUCUUCACCCUUGUGUCCCUGGAGCAGCUAUUAUUUGGUGAUAAUCAGCUUACGGGCUCCAUUCCCACAGAACUUGGAAAUCUUGUCAACCUUCAAUUUCUGGUCUAUGGUCCACAAUCGACAGGUUUUCAACUCUUUCUUUGUGAUCCACAUACUACUCCCACUCGCAGGACUAUGGGAGGCAAUCAGCUCACUGGCUCAAUCCCAGAUACCAUCGGUUCGUUUACGGGACUGACAGAGCUGUACGUACUUAAUUUUUCUUAUCAGUACCUGACAUUCUCUCUUCACUCCAUUGUUCCUACGUACAGAUAA